Messenger RNA from Caenorhabditis remanei, 1671 nucleotides. RefSeq lists its product as uncharacterized. Lineage: Eukaryota; Metazoa; Nematoda; Chromadorea; Rhabditida; Rhabditidae. Gene Ontology annotation, molecular function: cis-regulatory region sequence-specific DNA binding; DNA-binding transcription factor activity. The record is from RefSeq and is a predicted model, not a curated record. The coding region runs from base 1 to 1671 and encodes 556 amino acids. Gene Ontology annotation, biological process: regulation of DNA-templated transcription. Gene Ontology annotation, cellular component: nucleus. The transcript is spliced from 4 exons.
AUGUCCUACAAUUUCAAUGAUGAUUCCUGCCAAUGGUUCACAUCACCUGAGGAUUUAGAAAGAGACGGUGAUAUAUCGAUUGAUUGCGAUCGGAAUGUUCUAGAGGACCGUGACUACUGUAGUCAGGAGGAGCCUUGGGGUACUCCAUUGAAUUGUAAUGAGGAGGUGGAGAGCAGUCAAGGGAAUCAGAUCCCUCAUGACCAAGAUGGAAUGGACUAUGGUAACCUGGCCCUGGAUGUGUACGGCGACGACAAUUUUGGACAGGAUUUCGGACAGAAGGAUAUUGGCACAGACUCCCAAGUGCUCAAUGACAAUACAUACCAAAAUCCUACGUCUCAAAUUCAGACUGCUCAGAUCCCAGAAAGCACUGAGAUCUUGCACGACGACGGGAUCUUUUUUGACAGUUUCCAAGAUCCUAUCAUGGAUGAGAUCCAGCAACAGAUCCACCAAUAUGUGGGCAUCGACGAAAACGGAAAACAUGUUGAGAAUACUCAACAGCUGGUCGAGCAUCAACAGUCCAAGUCUCAGGUCGACAUGAACCAAACCCUCAUCCCAGUCAAUCACAGCCAGGGGCAUCAGAAGCAGCAUCUGGAUGCUCAGGACCGUCCCAAUCAGGAUUACCAACCCAACAUCCAGGAGCAACAGCCAUCUACUUGGAGCCUACCCAUCCAGAAUCUUCCUCCCGGUCCCUACCGUCUCACCCAAGAGCGUCGACUCCUCCGCACCGCCGCGCCUUACAGUACCAAAUCUACAGUACCCAAGAAAGGAUCUCAGAACAAUCGAUUCGUGGGACUUAUCCCUUCAGUCCUGCUACCAAAAACUCAGACCUCAAAAGCCGCCUUGCCAAGAGGUAAAAGCACACCCAACCCGAAAUAUGUGCAAAUUCUCAUCUGGAGAACUGAGAAGAACCAGAGACCAACGGAAAGUCUCCCCCGCCCUGCGUUCUCCUAUCAAGUUCUGGCGAUGAUGGCGUGUAUGAACUCACCGACGAAAAGUGUCACACCUCAGGAGGUCUAUUCUUUCCUACUCCACCACUUCCCCUACUAUCGCUUCGUUGUUGAUCAAGACUCGUGGAAGAGUUCAGUGAGAAAUGCUCUCUGUAGUGAGAAAUAUUUCUGGAAGAUUUCUGGGCCCGAAAAAGAGUUGAUGUACAAGAUUCGGAGUCCAGAAGCCGUCGGAUUCACAAAGGAAGAGUUGGCAUGGAUUGAGACGGAUCCGAGGGGAAAAGAAUUCUUCUCCAAAAUGGCACUCGGUCAUCUGGGUCUGCCCCGUCAACUCUUUUACACCAUCAUCGGAAUCGGAUGCCCCCAAUACGCGGGUCCAGAAAACUCCGCCCUCUUCUAUCAUCUCUGGUCCCUAGGCCUUGAUUUCAAUGAUCUCCACAACGAAAACCCCUUCCGAAUCCAUGUGUCACCAUUUGAGGGGGCGGAGCCAGUGUUCGAUGAAGGACACGAAUUUCUGAAAAUGGGGAGGAAGAGGAUGUUGGUGGAGAAGAGAUUCGGAUAUGCGUGUAAUUUGGAGGACGGAGAAAAAAAGAAGUGGUCGAUGGAGGAAAACUCGAAAUUCUUCGAAAAUCUCCAUUGGUAUUUUGUGCAGAUGGAGGAGAUGAAGAGACGGAAUAUGGAGAAUUGGACGACGCCUUCGUUGGUCGGAUCGAAUUUUUUGAUUUAA